Molecule: messenger RNA, 1434 nt
Organism: Triticum aestivum (bread wheat)
Lineage: Eukaryota; Viridiplantae; Streptophyta; Magnoliopsida; Poales; Poaceae
Exons: 3
Coding region: 1-1434 (477 amino acids)
Source: RefSeq, a predicted model, not a curated record
AUGUUGAGCAAUGGCGGACAAACUGUUUCUGUUAAGCUGUUCAUCGACAAGGAGAAGAAGAGGGUUCUCUUUGCAGAAUCUGACAAGGAUUUCGUUGACAUCCUCUUCAGUUUCCUUACUCUGCCUCUCGGCGCCAUCGCUCGUCUCUUCAAGAAGCAAUCGCAGAUGGGAUGCCUUGAUGAGCUUUACAAGAGCGUGGAUGCUCUGGGGGCAGAGCACUUCCAGACCACGGUUUGCAAAACAAUGCUUCUUAGUCCUGUUAAUGCUGCCGCGUUUCAUUGCGAUCGACUUAAAGUCAAAGUCGACGAUGCCAAUAGAAGAGUAUUUUACGUAAGCACAAGCAAAAACUGUAUGAACUUCAGCCCAGUCGCUGGUGGUUGUUGCAGUUGUGGCAACUGGUCAUGCCAAAGCUUCUGGGAAUGUCCACAGGACGUUCUUGUAACUGUUGAAGGCAAUGGUGACGGGUUAUUCGUGAAAGGUGGACUGAAGUACAUUGUCACGGAUGAUCUCCAAGUGAGUCCAGCCUCUACAAGUCUUGUGUUUUCCCUGUUCGAUAGGUUUGGGCUCCAAGAGCAAGCCAAGAUUGAGGAGACAAUUCUUCAUCUCAAUGCCAACAAGAUCACGAGCCUGCUUAAGAGAGCACUGAUGUCCAAGCAAGCUUUGACUUGGCUAUGUUUUGAAGUUUCUGCGGCCUCACCAGGUGCUGUAAAUAUAGAUAAGCAGCUCGGUAAGAAACAAGCUAAUGAGACACCGUCUAUGUUCACUGCAAUCAAGAUUAAACUGGUGCAUACAAAGGAUGAAUCCUGCGUGCUGUAUGCCGAAGUUGGAGAAGACUUUGUUGAUAUGAUCUUUGGCCUCCUUUGCUUUCCACUGGGUUCUGUCACCAAGACUUUUGGUCAAAUGCCUCCUAAUGGGUGUAUUAGUACUCUGUAUGCGAGUGUCGAUGGGAGCGCAAGGGGUUGCGUGAAACAUGAGUGCCGACACAUGCUCGUUAGCCCUCAGUUGGCACCCUUCUUCGGUUGCAGCAAAAACAUACUGCAAGCAGAUGAGCUACCACCAAGAAGCCUGGCUUUCGGCUGCUUGAGGUGCCUUCGUAUCACAGCCACUACUGAAAAACCAUGCAACUGCAUAUUGCAGCCGCACCUCGCACGUAAGCCAACAUACGGAACUAUCAACGAGAUUAACCCAAAGUCAGAAUACCCAAGAGCAUAUAUCAAAGGAGGCCCAAGAAACUUCCUUGUGACCAACGAUCUGCGUGUCAUUCAUUUCUCCUUGACAAACACUCUACAAAUCUUGCGUGAAGCCAGGAUUCCCAAGGAGAAGCUUGUGGAGAAAGAAAUAGCACUCAACAAAACCCAGGUCCUGAAAUUAGUGAGAGUUGCACUGGUCACUCGCGAUGCUCUUGGGAGCGUGCUCUUACCUUCCAAGGAGUAG